AGAAACAUGACUGAUAAACCAGAGAAGAUGAAAGCGGUUGAUGAUACUGAUGGGGAGAGAGAUGUGUCUGAUGAACAACUUAGCGAUGAUGAAUCCGAGACUAGAGAAAUCGUUCUUGGCCUCCCUGCUUUGAGUAUCACCAGUAGAAUAUUCGGUGAUCUAAGUAGCGUCUCUGAAACAGAUGAAGAAGAGGCGCCUAUGAAAGAGCAAGACGAAGCGGCUUUGAAAGAGCAAGAAGAAGCGUGUUCCAAAGAGCAAGAAGAAGCGUGUUCCAAAGAGCAAGAAGAAGCGGCAUUGAAAAAUCAAGAACAAGUACGUUUGAAUGAGCAAGCGGUUGUUGCGGCUGAGUUGGUUAUGGCUAUGGCAGAGGAAGCUGUUAUGAAAGGGAAGAGUGACGAGGGUGGGAGUGGUGGGAAGAUGAAGAAGAAGAAGAGCAGACCAAGGACAUCGACGAAAACUGAUGACGAAGCAGAUGGUUCGGGUACAGGAGAAGCUAAAAAGCCGAAGAAGAAAGGUUCGCAAUUGAAUCAUCCACCGAAAGGACCACCGGUUUGUCACAUUUGUGAUAGAGCCUUUGGCUCUUGGAAGGCUGUGUUUGGACACAUGAGGGCUCAUAGGGACAGAAGCUAUCAAGGGUUUCUUCCUCCUCCUACGUUCUCUGCGGCGGCUGAAAUGAUUGCGGUUCCAGGACGUAAGUCUGCUUUUGUUCUUCUGACUGCCGGAGGAGGAAGUUCUGGUGGGAAUAUUAAUGCUAGUGGAGGAGGAAUACCUGAUGAGGCUUCUGCCAGUGGUGUCGGUAGGGUUCCGGGAGAAGGAGGGGGAAGAAGUUUAGGGCUUGAUUUGAAUGCUGAACCUGUGGAGAAAGGAGAAGAAGCUACUGAAUCUGGAUCUAUUGCCAAGUUUGAUCUUAAUAAAUCCCCACCGAAAGAUGAUGAUGAUGAGAAGAACGGCAAUUGAUUUUUUUUUCUUCCUUAAUGCAGUAAUGUGUAAGAUAAUUUUUUUUCUUCUACUGAUUAAGUUGUUUGCUAUACCGUUUAUGUCUUUAACAUUGUGC
This is a messenger RNA of Capsella rubella, 1054 nucleotides long. RefSeq lists its product as uncharacterized. The transcript has a single exon. NCBI's taxonomy places the organism in Eukaryota, Viridiplantae, Streptophyta, Magnoliopsida, Brassicales, Brassicaceae. Bases 7 to 957 code for a protein of 316 amino acids. The record is from RefSeq and is a predicted model, not a curated record.